AUGUCCCUCUUCGCCAAGCAGACCGUCCUCAUGGCCCGCCAGGGUGUCCGUCAGGCCCAGCCCGUCCUUCGACGCAACCUUCACAUUGAGAACACCGUCGAGAACGCUCUUCCCUUCCCCACUGGCAAGAAGCACAAGAUCGGCGUCGCCCUCGGCGUCAGCGGUGUCCUCUCGUUCGGCUUUGCCCUUCCCUUCCUCGCCGCCAAGUUCCAGCUUGUCAAGGCCACGUGGUAA
Pseudozyma flocculosa PF-1 is the source of this 234-nucleotide messenger RNA. RefSeq lists its product as uncharacterized. Gene Ontology annotation, biological process: mitochondrial electron transport, cytochrome c to oxygen. The transcript is spliced from 4 exons. The coding region runs from base 1 to 234 and encodes 77 amino acids. The record is from RefSeq and is a predicted model, not a curated record. Lineage: Eukaryota; Fungi; Basidiomycota; Ustilaginomycetes; Ustilaginales; Ustilaginaceae.